Messenger RNA from Lepus europaeus (European hare), 1234 nucleotides. It is a transcript of the gene C7H11orf24, whose product is annotated as chromosome 7 C11orf24 homolog. NCBI's taxonomy places the organism in Eukaryota, Metazoa, Chordata, Mammalia, Lagomorpha, Leporidae. Gene Ontology annotation, cellular component: Golgi apparatus. The record is from RefSeq and is a predicted model, not a curated record.
CCACCACCAAGCCACCAGCUGAGGAAGCCGACCACCAGCUCGGGGCCAGCGCCUUCCACCCACCUGAGCUCCCAGGUGCACACCACAUCCCCCACGACACAGCCAGGCCCCGCCUCGCCCACUGGAGCGGCCGGCAGCCUGGGUACUGCCCAGACGCCGGAGCAGGUGGGGACCAGGGCCAUGACCGGUUCUGCCUCCACUGGGCUGACGCCCGGUAGCUCAGGGGACUCGCCGACACCAGCCACAGACUCGUGCCCGCCCAGCACCCAGGACCGGUACCUGGUGGUCACCACCAAGGCCCUGAGCCCUUCUCCAGUGAACAGAACCUUCCUGGUGGCGGUGCUCGUGCUGGGGGUGACGCUGUUCCUCACAGUCCUGGUUCUGUUCGCCCUGCAAGCCUACGAGAGCUACAGGAAGAAGGACUAUACGCAGGUGGACUACCUGAUCAACGGCAUGUACGCCGACUCGGAGAUGUGAGGCCUGGCCCCCGGCCACGCCCGGUGCUUCCAGACCUGGGGUGGAGUCUAGGGAUGACGUCAGAUAUGAGGCCCGGUCCCCCCCCCACGUCCAGUGCUCCCAAACCUGGGGUGGGGUCUAGGGAUGACGUCAGAUAUGAGGCCCGGUCCCCCCGCCACGUCCACUGCUCGCAGACCUGGGGAGUGGUCUAGGAAUGAUGUCUGAUACAAGGCCCCGCCCCCAGCCACGUCCAGUGCUUCCAAACCAGGUGGACUCUAGGAAUAACACCAGAUACAAGGCCCGGCCCCCGGUCACUCCCAGUGCUCCCAGACCCGGGGGUGGGGUCUAGGGAUGAUGUCAGAUAGGAGUCUGGCCACGCCCAGUGCUUCCAGACCUGGGGUGCGGUCUAGGGGUGACAUCAUAGCCCGUCCCCCGGCCACGCCCAGUGCUUCCAGACCUGGGGUGCGGUCUAGGGGUGACAUCAUAGCCCGGCCACGCCCAGUGCUCCCAAACCUGGGGUGGGGUCUAGGGAUGACGUCAGAUAUGAGGCCCGGUCCCCAGCCACAUCCAGUGCUUCCAGACCUGGGGUGCGGUCUAGGAAUAACGCCAGAUGCAUAAACACAUUUACUUGCUAUCAGAUUAACUCCCUGAUCACAGAAGAGCUGCAGCUUUUUUCAUAUUUAUUUUUGUAAACAGUCGUGGCGCCCGGCACCGUGGGCAGGGCCCUGCCCUUGGCUGUGGUGUGUGGGAUCCUGAUUAAAGCAGUGGCUGCUCUGUG